UUAAACAUGACUGAAAAACAAAAGGUAUUAAUUUGUGGAGACGUAGAAGGUCAUUUUAAAUUUUUAUUUAAUAAAGUUGAAGCUAUCAAUAAGAAAAGCGGACCUUUUGAUUUUUUAUUAUGUGUCGGAAAUUUUUUCGGCAAAAACAAUACGGAACUCGAAUUGUAUAAAAAUGGUAUGAAAAGUAUAUCUGUUCCGACAUAUAUUAUUGGCGCUAAUAAUGAAGCUGAUUUAAAUAAUUAUCCGGACGUUGAUGGUUGUGAAAUAUGUCAAAAUCUUACAUAUCUUGGAAAACGUGGAUUAUACACUGCUAGUUCUGGACUUAAAAUAGCUUACAUUAGUGGUAUAGAAAAUAAUUCUUCAGAAAAAAAAUCUAUUUACUUUAGUGAAAGUGAUGUUGUAUCGAUUAAGCAGGCUUGUUUAAAAGGUCAACCUAGUUUUCGUGGAAUUGAUAUAUUGAUGAGUUCCCCUUGGCCUGCUGGUGUUACAAAUUUAGAUCCUAAUAAACCAAGUUUCAAAUACGAUGGUUCAAAAUUAAUUUCAUGGUUAGCUGCUCAAAUAAAACCAAGAUAUCAUGUAUCAGGAUUAGAAGGAAUUCAUUAUGAAAGACCUCCAUAUAGGAAUCAAAGUCUCCAAGAUGGAAAUAUUGAAAUUGCGACAAGAUUUAUAGCUCUUGCACCUGUAAUGAACAAUCAAAAGAAAAAAUGGUUGUAUGCGCUAAAUCUCACUCCUGUUGAUAGAACUCGUUUGUCUGAUUUAAUAACAAAAACUACCGAUGAAACAGAAAGCCCAUAUCCAAGAUUAAUGUUAUCAAAUGAGCCAUCUCUAAAAAUACUAGAACCAAAGCAUACUCAGUUCUUUUACGAUAUGGAAGUUCAAGAAACUACCAAAAGAUCCAAAUCUUCUGAAGGUUUCCAUAAGAGACCAAAACUAGAAUUUGAUCAAGCAAAGUGCUGGUUUUGUUUAUCCAGCCCUGAAGUUUCUAAACAUUUAGUAAUAUCAGUUGGAACAGAAAUUUACGUUGCACUUGCUAGAGGUGGGUUAGUUGAAAAUCAUUUCUUAAUUCUACCAAUAACACAUCAUCAGAGCCUUUCUAUAUUACCAAAAGAAGUAAAAGAAGAAAUGGAUCAGUACAAAAUUGCUAUAACCAAAUAUUAUGCCACUAUGAAUAAAGUACCUGUAUUUUUUGAACGUAAUUUUAAAACAUCUCAUUGCCAGUUGCAAGUAGUGCCAGUUCAUGAAAAUCAAGCACCAGCUUUGAAAGAAACAUUUGAAGAAAUGGCAGAGUGCAACAAUUUUGAAUUAACAGAAUUACCUCCACACGCAGAUUUGCAGCAAAUUGCAAAACCAGGUGUUCUCUAUUUUUAUGUGGAAUUGCCAGGUGGAGAAAAAUUAUAUUAUAGAAUAAAAAGAGAUUUUCCACUCCAAUUUGGUAGGGAAGUAUUAGCUUCAGAUCGAAUAUUAGAUCUUGAUGAUCGAAGUGAUUGGAAAGAUUGUCAAUUAGGAGAAGAAGAAGAAACUGAAUUGGCAAAACGAAUUAGAGGAGAGUUCCAACCAUUUGAUUUAGAUAUUUAG
Messenger RNA from Eufriesea mexicana, 1575 nucleotides. RefSeq names its product CWF19-like protein 1. The coding region runs from base 7 to 1575 and encodes 522 amino acids. Gene Ontology annotation, biological process: mRNA splicing, via spliceosome. The record is from RefSeq and is a predicted model, not a curated record. Lineage: Eukaryota; Metazoa; Arthropoda; Insecta; Hymenoptera; Apidae. The transcript is spliced from 3 exons. Gene Ontology annotation, molecular function: hydrolase activity; RNA lariat debranching enzyme activator activity. Gene Ontology annotation, cellular component: post-mRNA release spliceosomal complex.